Molecule: messenger RNA, 1278 nt
Organism: Frieseomelitta varia
Lineage: Eukaryota; Metazoa; Arthropoda; Insecta; Hymenoptera; Apidae
Product: ribonuclease P protein subunit p40-like
Exons: 6
Coding region: 167-1249 (360 amino acids)
Biological process (GO): endonucleolytic cleavage in ITS1 to separate SSU-rRNA from 5.8S rRNA and LSU-rRNA from tricistronic rRNA transcript (SSU-rRNA, 5.8S rRNA, LSU-rRNA); tRNA 3'-end processing; tRNA 5'-leader removal
Cellular component (GO): multimeric ribonuclease P complex; ribonuclease MRP complex
Molecular function (GO): ribonuclease P activity; ribonuclease MRP activity
Source: RefSeq, a predicted model, not a curated record
GUAGAGGAAGGAGUGAUAUUACCUUGUCUCUACGAUCUCUCUGGCCAUAUGUUCAUGAAAAGUUUUAGAGUAUCAAUGCUAGCGUGUAAAAUAUUUAUUUAUUUAACAUUGUAAAAGGAAUAUUUAUAUCUGAAAGGAAAUAACAUCAUUAAUUUAUUAUUAAAAAAUGCUUAGUCCAGAAACAUGGAAUUUUAAAUCACCUCAGUAUCAUUUUUCUACCGAAAAAAGAGAUUACAGGAAAAGUGAUAUACCAGACGUAGUUAAAUCACAUUAUUUUAACCAUUCUGUAUCUUUGGUACUUCCUGAUACAACUAGAGUUCCGGACGAACUGCGAACUUGUCUUUUGGAAGAUAGCGAUUAUUAUCGUAUUGAUGGGCUAAAUGUAUUUGAAUUAAUAAAUAAAGAAUUUAUCGAAGCAUUCGUCAAGAAAGGAGAGUUGACACUUUUAACAAUAGAAAAUAAAAUAGAUAUAGACAAUUCAGUUGCUAUUACGCCAGCUGGACAUUUAAUAUUAUCUUUAUUAACAGAGGAUUAUCAAAAGCUUGGUUUAGAAGGCAAAGCUUCUUUCUUUGACCGUAAAGUUCAUACACGUUAUGUUAUAACUAUUGAUUUAAAGUCUGAAAGUUUUACACCUGGCAAAAAAAAUUAUAAACACGUUCAAACGUCAUUAAAGGAGCGCCUUAAUAAGCGAUUCAAUAUAAUUGUGUCAUGGAAUCCACCAGACGAUAAUCUAUGCCCUUCAUCUGUAGCAGCAUGGUUUCAUAAGUAUAACUAUAAUGUAUCUCUGUGUCAACAAACAUUUUCACAAAGAAUUGAAUGUUCUUUACCCAUACCGAUAAUUUCUGAUGAAUCUGAUAAAGAUAAAUUUUUUGAAUGGCUUGGAGUUCUUAGUAUCUGUGGUAACUUGAAUAAUAAUACAAAGAAUGAUUAUGUGAACACAUAUAAAUGUCCAUCGCCAUUUAUAAACGUUGGCCAAGUACGGUAUUUACAAUGGACUGGUUUCUUUACAAGAAAACAAAUUAAAAGUUUAUACACUGUUGUGAAAGAAUAUGUAUCAAUGAUACAUACUUUACCGUGGGCAGCUUUACAUGUUCAAGGAUUCUCAGAUAGCCCUGUUAGUUGGGAUUUAAAAGAACAUACAUUUUAUACAGAUGGUGAUAAUAGCUAUACUAUUGUAUUUAGACCAGGUGCUCAUUCUAUUAUACGUAAAAGUUUAAGUUCAAAUAAUAAAUCAAGGAUUUUUCAAUAAUUGUUGUAAUUUUAUUAUAAUCGAUAAAU